GCCGGGCGCGGCGCGGGGCCGUGCGGGCCGGCGGUGCGGGAUGGAGCGGCGCGGCGCGGGGCUGGCGGCGCUGGGCGCGCUGGGCCGGCGGCUGCUGUGGGCGCUGCCCGCCUACGCCGCGGGGCUGCUGGGGCUGGGCGCGGGCGCGCUGCUGCUGGCCCUGGCGCUCUACGCGGGCUGGCGGCGGCGGCGGCGCGCCCGGGAGCGCGGGAUGCGGCUGGCCGCCCGCCUGCAGCACGACGAGGAGGCGGCCGUGCGCGCCGCCGCCGCGGGGCUGGGCGCGGCCCGCGGGGAGCUGCCGGCCUGGGUGAGCUUCCCGGAUGUGGAGAGGGCGGAAUGGCUGAACAAGGUCCUGGCCCAGGCCUGGCCCUUCUUCGGGCAGUACAUGGAGAAGCUGCUGGUGGAGAACAUCGCUCCGUCCAUCCGGGCCUCCAACACCCACCUCCAGACCUUCACCUUCACCAAGGUGGACAUGGGCGAGAAGCCUCUCCGGGUCCUGGGGGUCAGGGCUCACCCUGGCGCCCACAAGAAGCAGAUCCUGCUCGACCUCAACAUCAGCUACGUGGGUGACGUCCAGAUCGACGUGGAGGUGAAGAAGUUCUUCUGCAAGGCGGGGGUGAAGGGCAUGCAGCUCCACGGGAUGCUGCGGAUCAUCCUGGAGCCCCUCCUUGGGGACGUCCCCAUCGUGGGGGCCCUCACCAUGUUCUUCAUCCGGCGCCCGACGCUGGACAUCAACUGGACAGGGAUGACCAACCUGCUGGACAUCCCGGGGCUCAGCUCCAUGUCGGACACGAUGAUCAUGGACGCCAUCUCCUCCUACCUCGUCCUGCCCAACCGCCUCCUGGUCCCGCUGGUGCCCAACCUGCAUGAGGCCGCCCAGCUCCGCUGCCCCCUGCCCCGGGGCGUGGUGCGGGUGCACCUCCGGGGUGCCCGGGACCUGCGGUCGAAGGACCGGUUCAUGGGGGGGCUGGUGGAGGGCAAGUCGGACCCCUACGCUGUCCUGCGCGUCGGCACCCAGGUCGUCACCAGCCGCGUCAUCGACGACAAUCUCAACCCCACCUGGAAUGAGGUCUAUGAGUUCAUCGUGCACGAGGUGCCAGGGCAGGAGGUGGAGGUGGAGCUGUUCGACAAAGACCCCGACCAGGACGACCUCCUGGGCAGGAUGAAGCUGGAUUUUGGGGAGGUGCUGAAGGCCCGGGUGCUGGAGGAGUGGUUCCCGCUGCAGGAGGGGGGCCAGGGGCGGCUCCACCUGCGCCUGGAGUGGCUCUCGCUCAUGUCCGACACCUCCAAACUGGAGCAGGUUUUGGAGAGGAACCGGGCGAUUGUGACCAAACCCGAUCCCCCAUCAGCCGCCAUCCUGGUCGUGUACCUGGACCGGGCUGAGGAGCUGCCCGUGAGUGGGGGUCUGGGGGGGGUGGGGGGGGCCAGGGUUCCCUGCUCUGUGGGGUCAGAGCUGUGUGGGACCCCCCCCAUUUCUGUGCAGAUGAAGAAGACAGGCAAGGAGCCCAACCCCAUGGUGCAGGUCUCAGUGCAGGAUGUCACACGGGAGAGCAAGGUGGUCUAUAACACGACUGCUCCUGUCUGGGAAGAUGCUUUCCGCUUCUUCCUGCACGACCCUGUGAACCAGGACGUGGACAUCCAGGUGAAGGACGACCCCCGCCAGAGCACCCUGGGCUCCCUCUCGCUGCCCCUCGCCCGCCUGCUCGACGCCCCGGAGCUGACGCUGGACCAGCCCUUCCAGCUCCAGCACUCGGGGCCCGGCAGCCGCCUCUACAUGAAGCUGGUUCUGCGGGUGCUCUAUCUCGACGCCCCCGAGAACAGUGGCCCCACCCCUCCCCCCCCAGGGCAGCCGGACCCCCCGGCCAGCGCCGGCAGCACCCACCGGCCCACCCACGCCAGCCCCGACCACCGGUUCGGCACCGAGCAAGUGCUGCGGAUCCACCUCCUGGAGGCCGAGAACCUGAUCGCCAAAGACAACUUCUUCAAGGGGGUGGUGCGGGGCCGCUCCGACCCCUACGCCAAGGUGCGGGUGGCCGGGAGGGUCUUCCGCAGCCGCGUCAUCAAGGAGGACCUCAACCCCCGCUGGAACGAGGUCUACGAGGUGAUUGUGGACAACGUCCCGGGGCAGGACGUGGAGUUUGACCUCUUCGACAAGGACAUCGACAAGGACGACUUCCUGGGCCGGUGCAAGGUGCCACUGAGGCAGGUGCUGGGCAACCGCAUCGUGGAUGAGUGGCUGCCCCUGGAGGAGGUGAAGUCGGGGCGGCUGCACGUGCGGCUGGAGACCCUGGCCCCCAGCCCCAGCGCUGCCCUCCUUGAGCAGGUCCUGCACACCAACAGCCUCCUGCAGCCCGCCCGGGGCGAGGAGCUCUCGGCCGCUCUCCUCUCCGUCUUCGUGGACCGAGCUGCCGACCUCCCGCUCCGGAAGGGCUCCAAGCCACCCGCCGCCUUCGCCAGCCUGGCCGUGCGCGACGUCUCCGUCAAGACCAAGACCUGCACCCCGACUGCUGAGCCUGUGUGGGACGAAGGCUUCUCCUUCCUCAUCAAGCGGCCCCACGUGGAGUCACUGGAGCUGCAGGUGAAGGAGGAGGGGGGGCAGCUCCUCGGCACCCUCAGCCUGCCCCUGACCCAGCUCCUGGCCUCGGAGGGGCUGGUGCUGGACGGCUGGUUCCUGCUGGCCCGGGGGGGCCCCGGCACCCAGGUCCUGCUGCGGGUGCAGCUGGGGGUCCUGGUGUCGCAGCAGGCGGAGAUGGGGGCCAGCAGCGUGUCCCCAGAUGGGGGGGAUGCUGCCCCCCAGCCCGCGGAGGCAGAUGAGGAGGAGAGCGGGGCCGGGGGGCUGCGCCAGCGCCUGCUCCCAGCUGACAGCCCCCCGGAGCCGGCGGAGGGUCCCCUGGGCCGGCUGCAGCUCUCGCUCUGGUACCACGGGGACGAGCGCAAGCUGGUGGCCAUCGUCCACGCCUGCAGGAAGCUGAAGCCGGUGUCGAAGGAGCUGCCCGACCCCUACGUGUCCCUGGUGCUGCUGCCUGACCGCAGCCGCGGCACCAAGAGGAAGACCAGCGUGCAGAAGAAGACCCUCAACCCUGACUUCAAUGAGAGGUUUGAGUGGGACAUGUCCCUCGAGGAAGCCUCGCGGCGCAAGCUGGAAGCUCAUGUCAAAUCCACCCUGUCCUUCAUGUCGCGGGAAAAGGAGGUGCUGGGGAAGCUUCAUCUGGACCUGGCGCAGGUGGAUCUGUCCAAGGGGGGACCCCACUGGUACGACCUGCGGGAGGAGCGGAGCAGCCCCUAGAGCUGGGCCCCCCCGGGCCCCCAUUUCAUGCUGUGCCUGGGGCAGUGUGAAGGGAGGGGGGGGAGUGAGCCCCCCCACUACUCCUGCUGCCCCCCCACCGCCCCCCGCCUCGCCACUGACCAAAGACACACCAGGUGGGGGCCAGGCUCGGCCCCCCCCUGCGCCCCCCCAGACUGUUACAUACCUCGUGCCUUUCACCCCCCGAGGAGCCUCUGGGCGUGGGGGGGCCCGGCCUGGGGUCGUGCCCCCCGGGUCCCCCCCCCGGGGAGACGCUUUUGUUAGAGCCGCCGCCGCCACCGCCGUGCCACCGCCGCGCCGACCCCCUCGCUGCCUUCCUGGGGCUGCGGCCCUGUGUCCCCCCCCCCACUAAUAAAGGAGGGAGGAGACAGCA
Molecule: messenger RNA, 3677 nt
Organism: Phalacrocorax carbo (great cormorant)
Lineage: Eukaryota; Metazoa; Chordata; Aves; Suliformes; Phalacrocoracidae
Source: RefSeq, a predicted model, not a curated record